Trichechus manatus latirostris (Florida manatee) is the source of this 1092-nucleotide messenger RNA. RefSeq names its product protein FAM187B-like. The coding region runs from base 1 to 1092 and encodes 363 amino acids. The record is from RefSeq and is a predicted model, not a curated record. Lineage: Eukaryota; Metazoa; Chordata; Mammalia; Sirenia; Trichechidae. The transcript has 2 exons.
AUGCUGACCACCCUGGGGCUGCUGCUUAGCCUUGCUCUCCCCGUGCUGGGGACCUAUGUUUCCAUCAGCUGCCCCAGCCACAAUCAGUGCCAACGGGCCCUACUCUCGGGUAAUGAUAUCCUCCUGCACUGCCCCUCCACUGGGGCACGCUGGUACUACUUGCAGGCAGAUGAGACCAGCCGGCCCACCAACGUCCUCCAUGUCUUCAACACAGAUAUACUGUCUGAAGGCAGCCUUCUCAUUAGAAGCCCCCAGCCCUCCCAGACGGGCUAUUACAGGUGCCAGGAUCCGAACGGCACUCAAGUGGUGCAGUACGAGAUCGACUUCCAGGACGUCACCACCCUACAUAUUACGCAUAAAGGCCUGGGUCAAAAGCCCCUGCAGAACGAGACCCUGAGCCCAAAUGAGGCGACACUCAUGUUCACCCGCUGGGAGCCCUGGCAGGACUGUAACCGCUGCGGGGAGCCAGGCGAGCGCAAACGCCUGGGGUACUGCUACAUCCAGGAGCCACUGCUGGAGCCCAUGCCCUGUUGGCUCUAUCAGGACGAGGCGAAGACGUGGUCCAGCCGCAUGCAGCCUGAGCUACAAAUAGAAGCCUGCCUUGAAGAGUGCAAACCUUCUGAAGGUUUCACCUGGGAGUAUGUCACCUUUGACAGCUUCAAUUUCAACAAAGAGUCAGAAUCUGUGUGGCUCAGCUGCCCCUUAGGAUCUAUCUACAGGCCGGUCAUCUGGGAAGCCGACAACGUCCCCUUGACCUGGCGCGACCAGCUCUCCAGCCAGGACUUUAGCGCCAGCAUGGACUCCUCCACCGGCGGGAGCCAGCUGCAGAUCUUCCGCCCGGCCAUUUACACGUGCUUCGUGCAGCAGGAGCUUGUGGCUCGAUUCAACCCCACGUCGGAACCAGAGGUGCUGCUGUCUCACGGGAGAGAGGAAGCUGGAGGGCGGCAGGAGACAGGGAAGGCCGACUCCGUCCUCAAGGGGCUGAAGCUCAUGCUGCUCGUGGGCACAGUCCUGGCCCUGGCUGGGGCACUGUUCAAGGUCCUGCGCCCUUUCCAGGGCAAAAAGUGCAAUCAGGUGCUGCUGGUGAAAUAA